AAAUCGUUUUCACUUGCGGAUGUGAUAAAGACAUCAUCGCUUAUGGGGCAGUAUUAAAUCAAAAAGCUUAGCAGACACAUCUAAGAAGACACAAGCGGAUACGCACAGCAAUCGGUUUGCAGGAGAUUUAUUUCGAUUUAAAAAGGAACAACUAUGACCGACCUGGUGGAAGCAGGACUUUUGAAACACAGACAAGGAGUGCAUGAACAUGUUACCAAAGCAAACAGCACCACCACAACCACACAGCCCAAAGAAACUUGGGGUAAUGACAUAGAGUUUCUAUUCUCAUGCAUUUCCCUAUCGGUGGGCUUGGGAAAUAUUUGGCGUUUUCCCUAUAUUGCCUUUCAAAAUGGUGGCGGAACUUUUGUAAUACCUUAUCUAAUUGUCCUAUUGAUUAUUGGCCGACCUGUUUAUUAUCUGGAGAUAUUGGUGGGACAAUUUUCAGGAAGAGGCUGCAUCAAGGCUUUCAAUAUGGCACCGGUAUUGAAAGGUGUGGCUGCCGGUCAGGUUUUAGCUACAACUGCUUCCAUCACCUAUUACUCCAGCAUAAUGGCCUUAACAUUAAGAUUUUUGAUAGCUUCAUUUUCAAAAGUUCUACCCUGGAGCAAGUGUAAACCUGAAUGGGGUAACGAAUGCUUGGAAUAUGAGUUGGCAUCAGGAGGCAAUACAACUCAGGACGAAUUUGUUGCAAGAAAAAUGUCACCAGCCGAAUUAUAUUUUGAGAAAGAAAUUUUGCAUGAGUAUGAGAACAUCAAAGAUGGUAUUGGCUUACCGAAUUGGGAAUUGGUCGGUUGUCUGGCUGUUUCUUGGAUAAUUAUUGGUGGAGUGCUAAUUAGAGGUGUUAAAAGUUCUGGCAAAGCUGCCUAUUUUUUGGGUGUUUUUCCAUAUGUGGUACUGAUUAUUCUGCUCAUCAGGGCCUUGACAUUGCCUGGCGCUUUACAAGGUAUUAUAUAUUUCUUUAAGCCUCAGUGGAAGGAGUUAUUGAAUCCUCUGGUCUGGUAUGCCGCAGUCACCCAGGUAUUUUUUAGCUUGGCCAUAUGCUUUGGAACCCUAAUAACUUAUGCAUCCUACAAUAAUUUCUCAAGAAAUGUUUACAAUGAUAUUGUUAUUAUAACCACCAUGGAUUCAUGUUCCUCGAUUAUUGCGGGUUGUAUUACCUUUGGCAUUUUAGGUAAUUUGGCCUUUCAAACUGGCAACACAGAUAUAGCUAAUGUGGUCAAAGGCGGAGCCGGCUUAGCAUUCAUAUCCUACCCGGAUGCCAUAGCGAAAUUCGAAUUAUUACCACAGGCAUUCGCGGUCCUUUUCUUUUUGAUGUUAUUUGUCUUAGGCAUUGGCAGUACGGUGGGUAUGGGCUCCUGCAUAAUACGGGUAAUACGUGAUUGCUUUCUUCAAACUCCCAAUUGGGUGUUAGCUUUGCUUUUAUCCCUAUUGGGUUUUUGCGUUAGCAUUAUGUAUAUGUGCCCAGGAGGGCAAUUCAUUUUGAAUUUGGUGGAUUUCUAUGGAGUUUCGUUUACUGCUCUCAUAUUGGCCAUUGGAGAGCUUUUGGCAGUGGGAUGGGUAUAUGGUGUCAAAAGAUUUUGUGAGGAUUUAAAAUUUAUGGUGGGCCUUAAGACAGGCAUAUAUUGGCGUCUAUGUUGGGGCCUUAUAACUCCAGGCCUAAUGCUUGCCGUGCUCAUCUACUCUUUAUUGGCAAUGGAACCUUUGACAUAUAAAAAUGUUGACUAUCCAGCAAUAGCUCAUCUUUUCGGUUGGUGUUUGGCCGCCUUAGGCCUUAUACAAUUGCCCGGAUGGGCUCUAUACGAAUUGUGGAAUCAAAAUGAGUCUCUCACAUUCAAGGAGAAAUUGCUGGGCAUAUUUAGACCAUCUCCUGAAUGGGGUCCUCUGGAUUUAAACCUUAAACAGGAAUAUGAGAACUAUCGAAAAAAUUUGCAAAGUGCAAAUGCUAACAGGAACUUAUUACAAAAAUUGUAUGACAAUUUAUUUCAUUAAUUUAUUCGAUAGAAAAAACUUUAAUAGAACAAGAGAUAAGAAAUAAAAUAAAAAUAAUGUAAUAAAUA
This is a messenger RNA of Stomoxys calcitrans (stable fly), 2057 nucleotides long. RefSeq names its product sodium-dependent nutrient amino acid transporter 1 (gene List). The record is from RefSeq and is a predicted model, not a curated record. Gene Ontology annotation, molecular function: L-amino acid transmembrane transporter activity. Bases 154 to 1989 code for a protein of 611 amino acids. The transcript has 10 exons. NCBI's taxonomy places the organism in Eukaryota, Metazoa, Arthropoda, Insecta, Diptera, Muscidae. Gene Ontology annotation, biological process: sodium ion transmembrane transport. Gene Ontology annotation, cellular component: membrane.